Molecule: messenger RNA, 3603 nt
Organism: Toxorhynchites rutilus septentrionalis
Lineage: Eukaryota; Metazoa; Arthropoda; Insecta; Diptera; Culicidae
Exons: 10
Coding region: 318-3362 (1014 amino acids)
Cellular component (GO): membrane
Molecular function (GO): calcium ion binding
Source: RefSeq, a predicted model, not a curated record
UGGUUGGAUUCGAUCGAAAAUAAUCCACGAGGAUAACCACUAGUGAAGGGUUGAGCGGGAAAGAAUGAACGAGAUAAAAAUAUAUAAUUGUGAUGAAAGAAUGUAAACCGAGUGAUGCGUGGAAGUUUCUGACGUUAAUCCACAGGGAGCAAUUCGGAGAAGAUUUGAGCUCCAGCGAUCGAAUGCAGAAAAAUACGAUCAAGUGACAGAUCUUCGAAAAACAGAAAUUACGAGUUCAACGGAGCGUACGAUUGGCCCGGCGAUCACGAACGUGAGGGCGGCAUCCAACGCGGCUUGAAACUGCCAGGCUCCGGAAAAUGGAGGGCAAAACACUUUUCGAGGACAAACACCGUCUCUCGCUGAAAUGUGUUCUAUUUCUUUUCUAUGGAGGCUUGGGAUGCAUUUAUCCAUUCCUCCAGUCGAACAUGGCUCACAAGGGGUUCGACUAUAACGAGAUCUACUCGAUAUCGGUGAUCAUUCCUAUCGCGGCCCUGUUUGGUCCGCUGGUGUUUGCGCUGCUGGUGGACAAAUGGGCAACCUCGAAUGCUUUCGCGUAUGGAAAACGCAUUCGCAUUCUGACCGCCGUCAGUUUGAUUGCAUCGAUCGUUCUCUAUGUUGUGCUGAUGUUUGGUGUGAGUCGAACCCCACCGCCGGAAAUUUGCACCCCACAAGCGAGCUUCAUGUGCAACAAAAAGGGAGCAUACAUCCUGCAGGAAAAGUGCACCGAGGACGGCGUGUGUCACAAUUGGGAUUACAAUAAGAACGGACUGUUGAACCUGAAGGACUGCAGCUACAGCUGCCAGCGUGAGGUCCAGUUCGAGAGCAACUGCUACGAACGCCAGGAUCAUGCGGUACGCAUGGCUGCUCUCCAAAACUCUGACGAGGAUUCCGAAGAUGCUGGAAGUGUAGGGGAGGAGAGUGAAAGUGUCCGCGCAGAUGACGGCAGUGGAAGCAAUGAAGCAGUGGACGUAGCGAAAAGCAAUGAUCUCGACGGAGACGGUAUUCCCAACGAUCAGGAUCCUGACGACGACAAUGAUGGCAUUCCGGACUCACAGGACGACGACGAUGACAACGAUGGUAUACCGGAUGCGCAGGAUAUGGACGAUGAUAACGAUGGCAUUCCAGACAGCGCGGAUGUUGACUCAAAGAUGACGGCUAACGAUCUGGAUGGUGACGGAAUUCCGAAUGACCAAGAUGAUGACGACGAUAAUGAUGGCAUUCCGGAUGCGCAAGACGAGGAUGACGACAAUGACGGUGUACCAGACGCACAAGAUGAAGAUGACGACAAUGAUGGUAUUCCCGAUGCUGAGGAUACCGACGCAAAGUCCAAGGGCAAUGACUUAGAUGGCGAUGGAAUUCCAAAUGAUCAAGACGAUGAUGAUGAUAAUGAUGGCAUACCUGACACUGAGGAUCCUGAUGAUGAUAAUGAUGGUGUACCGGAUGCGCAGGAUACCGAUGACGACAACGAUGGCAUUCCGGACAGCAGGGACAAGGAUUCUAUCUCCAAGCACAACGAUCUGGAUGGUGAUGGUAUUCCUAAUGAAGAGGAUGACGAUGAUGACAAUGACGGAAUUCCAGAUGCGGAGGAUGAUGACGAUGAUAACGAUGGAAUUCCGGAUGCAGAGGACAUUGACGAUGACAAUGAUGGCAUUCCAGAUGACCAGGAGGACAAGCCUCGCUCCGACGAUCUGGAUGGAGAUGGUAUUCCCAAUGACCAAGAUGAUGAUGAUGAUAACGACGGAAUACCCGACUCGGAGGACACAGAUGAUGACAACGAUGGCAUUGCGGAUGCCGAAGAUGUAGACGAUGACAAUGACGGUAUUCCGGACAUAUUGGAUGCGGGCUCGCGCAAUGCCAAUGAUUUGGAUGGGGAUGGCAUUCCCAACGAUCAGGAUGACGACGACGAUAAUGAUGGCAUCCUCGAUGAUGACGACACGGACGAUGAUAAUGAUGGUAUUCCGGAUAGCAUCGAUGAUGACGAUGAUAACGAUGGCAUCUCGGACGCAGCGGAGAAUGUGGUGGCGGACUACGCGGCGCCACAGAUUUGUCACGACUCAGAUGAAGACGAUGAAGAUGAGGACGAGAAGUGCUAUUCCUACAGCGGAGAGGUUAUUGAGGUAAAGGCUUCGUUCGAUGAGCAUAACGAGCGAGAUGAAGUCGAGGAAUGCAUGUAUCCGCUAGAUGGUUUCAAGUGUCAAAUUGACAAAGCCUGGAUCAAGGCUCAGGAAUCUGGUUGCAAGCCGGUUAUCGAAUGUGCCAUUGUCGAACAGUAUGAUGACAACACGAGUUUACUCUAUGGAACAAGCUGUGACGGCGAUGAGGACAACGAUGGCGAUGAUGAUCGUGGAGAUUCUACCUUCUAUUUCUAUUUGUCGAUCCGUUCCCUGUUGGACUUCUUCCUACUGGCUGCCCUGACCCUAUUCAAUACCAUAGUGAUCAUAACAACCAGGGAUCCGGCGUCGGGAGUCGGUGAUUUCGGUCAUCAGCUAGUUUGGGGAGCUAUCGGCUGGAUUGUCUUCUUCAACGAUGACUCCGAGCAGCCGUACUUGUUGUUCAUAAUAUUGAACACCAUCGCCGCUGUUGUUCUUCUCAGCCCGCUGAAGAUGGAUCUCUCGCCACCCGAGGAGUGGUGGAAGUUUAAGACGAAUCCUCAGAAAUUCUUCUCGGUUCCAGCCUUCGUGAAGUACGCCAAAAAGUGUUGGCUGCCGUUCCUCAUAACUUUCGCGCUUGGGUCUCUCUGGAGCAUAAUUGACUCAGUCGACGAGUCACACAUGACGGAUGUACCGAAGGUGGAGAAGGUCGAUCAUUUCGAGAAAGAAGGAGCAAUGCGACCGGUGUGGAGAACGAUUAUGCUCGCUGGUGAUUUGCUCGCUAUUCCGGUGCUCAUAUUUUCGAAGCGAAUCAUCGAGGUUUUCGGUACCUGCAAGAUUCUGGUAGCCGCCGCGUUGUCUCUGGUAGCGCGUUACGUGCUAUUGGCUAUCUUCGACUGGGAACUGUGGGACGUGAUCGAGGACUGGCUGCUGCCCGCCACCCUUGGUCUGACCUGGGUAACCAUCGUUCUGCUCUUCCGUGAUAUAUUACCACGCAAAGCGACCGCGAUUGCACAAGCUCUUCCAGUGAUCGCGCACUUUGGCUUUGGACGGUUCUUCGGUGCUCUCAUCGGCAUCGAGAAUGACUACGACCACCUGGAGAAUGAUUACGAAAUCAUUGCUGGAGUGCUGUUUGGAAUCACCAUCGCCGGCAUCAUACUGUACCGUUACAAAGAGAUCGUUUUGUCCCACGUCGGUCAGUACAUUCCGAGCCUGAAACCGUGCGAGAAUGUAAAGGUCGCUGAAAAUGGAAAAGGAGAAACUGAUGUAUAGAUCUGGAAGGUAAUUCAACGCAUCUGUCAGAUGGAAGCGUAAUGAGUCACGCUGCGCUUCCCGGAGUAAUUAACAGGAAUCUAGAUUUCAGAGAUGGAAUAUCAAUUCACUGGGGAGACAGAAGCAAAACGGUUGUGUUUGAGUUUUAUUUUUAAUUUUAGUUAAAACUAUUAAUUUUGAUCAGUUCAAAUCUGAUUGCCAUAUAAUAAAGACUUGUUGGUUGCCGUUGAAUAGAUACAGA